AUGAUUCCCGAAACACAGAUUCCCACAAAGGCCUUUGUGGUUGAUGCACCGGGCUCGCCAUUUAUUCUUCGCGAUGUGAUUCUGGAUGAAGUGCGAAGUAAUGAGGUCCUGGUCGAGAUGAAGUACACAGGCCUCUGUCACACUGAUAUUGUUGUUCAGCAGGGAGCUAUUCCCGUUGGCGAUUACCCUGCUGUGCUUGGUCACGAAGGCGCCGGUGUUGUACGUCGCAUCGGCAGUGCCGUGAAAGACAAAACCUUAAGUGAAGGUGAUUUGGUUCUUCUGAGCUUUACCUCGUGCAACAGUUGCUCUGCCUGCGAUGAAGACCGCAAUGGAUUCUGUCCCAAUAUGACUGCACUUAACUUCGGUGGUGCACGUGGCAUGUCCGCUGCCGACUCGCCCAUCAAAUCUACUAGCGGUCAGCCCCUCCGAGGUCAAUUCUUUGGUCAGUCUUCAAUGAGCAAAUUGGCAAUUGUACCGGAUACAUCUGUGGUCAAGGCCUCUUCCAGUGUCACUGAAGACGACCUGGCUUUGCUUGCACCUCUGGGCUGUGGCUAUCUCACGGGAGCUGGCACGGUCAUCAACGUCCUUAAACCAAAGCCAACCUCCCGAUUUGCGAUUCUUGGAAUGGGAGCGGUCGGCCUUGCUGCAUUGUUAGCUGCAAGGGCUCAAGGCGUCGAGAAUGUUAUUGCGGUCGAUAUUGUUGAUAAAAAACUUGAACUUGCCAAGUCUCUAGGUGCUUCGCAUACUCUGAACACCAAGAGCGUCUCAUCUCUCAACGACGGGCUUCGUGAUCUGUUCUCAGAUGGGGUUGAUCAUAUUCUUGACACCACUGGUGUUGUUCCUCUCCUUGAAUCAGCUGUAAAGUCUCUGGGUCAUGAAGGCACUCUUGCCAUCGUGGGUGUUGCACCUGGUGGGUCAUCGCUUAGCAUCGAUCCGCUGGAGUUCAUGAUUAACUGCAAACGCAUUGUUGGUGCCAUUGAGGGCUCUUCAAACCCAGCCAAGCUUAUCCCCCAAUUAAUCAACUGGUAUAAGCAGGGCAAGUUCCCGGUCGACAGUCUGGCCAAAGUAUAUGAUUCAGACUCUUUGGAGCAAGCACUGGAAGAUCUACACAAGGGCAAAGUGAUUAAGCCGAUCAUCAAGUGGGGGGACCUUUGA
Penicillium manginii is the source of this 1155-nucleotide messenger RNA. RefSeq names its product NAD(P)-dependent alcohol dehydrogenase. Gene Ontology annotation, molecular function: oxidoreductase activity; zinc ion binding. The record is from RefSeq and is a predicted model, not a curated record. Lineage: Eukaryota; Fungi; Ascomycota; Eurotiomycetes; Eurotiales; Aspergillaceae. The transcript has 3 exons. Bases 1 to 1155 code for a protein of 384 amino acids.